Molecule: messenger RNA, 402 nt
Organism: Canariomyces notabilis
Lineage: Eukaryota; Fungi; Ascomycota; Sordariomycetes; Sordariales; Chaetomiaceae
Exons: 1
Coding region: 89-292 (67 amino acids)
Source: RefSeq, a predicted model, not a curated record
CCCACCACCACGAUCAGAAAGGGAAUGCCACCGCUGCCGAAAGGCCAGGGAAUUUGCCCACGAGGAGCGUCACUACCGGACUUUUUUGAUGAGACACCUACUGCCUAUCUCGGAGGUGUUUAGCUUCGAGGAGGCCGUGGCGCACCUCAACGAUGCGAUAGCAUCGCGCCUGCUGCGGCAGGAUUCGAAUCACGGUACGAAUCCGCCGAUGCCGCAUCCCACGCGAGUGGACUGGAAUGAAGUCUUAAGGUGGCAGACCGGAGGAGGGAUGCCUUUGGGAAGUUUCUGCUGAGAUUGGACGAGUAUGGGAUGAUUAGGGACAGAUUAUUUUGAUCUGGCUGUCGAUUGUGUGUAUAGUGGGUAUAUAUGGAUUACAUUGUAGGAGGAGAGUGGUCGGGGGAU